This is a messenger RNA of Zerene cesonia (dogface butterfly), 2192 nucleotides long. RefSeq lists its product as uncharacterized. Gene Ontology annotation, molecular function: protein binding. The record is from RefSeq and is a predicted model, not a curated record. The coding region runs from base 1 to 1431 and encodes 476 amino acids. NCBI's taxonomy places the organism in Eukaryota, Metazoa, Arthropoda, Insecta, Lepidoptera, Pieridae. The transcript has 9 exons.
AUGCGACCACCUGAACCAGAACAACCACCGGGGCAAGAUGAAUUAGAACGUCGUCUCCCAGGGUAUAGACGUAUUGUUAUUCCGCGGGAGUUGACGCUUAUAGAGUUGCUUAAACAAAGCAGUGGUGUGACAACUGAUGAAGAAGUUCUUAGAAUUCGUGAAGCCAAACUGCGAGUGGUAGCCGAGCGUGUAGGUUUGCGAAGGUUACACGUUUUAGCUCCAAGAUUGCGUUCGCUAACCAUCGAUGGUAGUGCCAUAUCGUCUUUAAGAGAUCUCGGCAUUGGAUUGGUCCAUUUAAAGUUCUUGAGUGCUAAUCGUUGUGGCCUCACGUCUCUUGACGGGAUAUGGGGUUUGGGAACACUCCGGGAACUACACGCUGCUGGAAACCGCCUUCAUGAUUUGAAUCCUUUAGCUGUGUUGCAAAAGUUACACACAUUAAAUCUUGCACAAAAUCCAAUAGAAGAAUCAAGUCGCCUUUGGACGUUAGGGGUGUGUAGUUCCCUACGUCGAAUCGUCUUGCGAGGAACCCCGCUAUCCGACCUGCAGCAUUACACAUCACUCGUAACAUCAGCUCUGCCAAUGUUGACCCAUUUGGAUGACCGUCCGUUGCAAGACGAUAAUGUCGACGAAAACCUAUCAGUAGAAGCAUCUUCAGACUCCGAAGCUGGUGUGAGUGAUAUUGAAGAAGACCAUGUUGUAACAAAUAAAGAAAUAAAUUUUGAUGAUGCUCAACCUGGACCAUCUCAUCAGGGACAGGUGGAUGCGAAUAUUCAAAUACUUGAAAUAAAACGGGAACGAACGCAGCUUCGUAGACCAGCGACAACUGAAUGCGCGGGAACGCGGCCGCGCGUUCGCUUGCCACAGAGACCAAAAACUGCGGUCGAACGCACCAUAGACAAACCGACCAAAUUACACAUAUUGAAUACUCUUUUGGAUGACGAAUGGCAUUCUAGUGGAAGCAAGUUGACUUCGAAUGCGCCUGUCUGUGGAAAUUUGGCGAGGGCUUUACGAAGAACGAAGAACAGUCGUAACAGUUCAAAUAGUUCCAUAAGAACGGAAGAACCAAUUGAGCAAGCUUAUAGAGCUGUAGCUGCUGAAAUACCUAUGACACUAUCAGCGGAAGUGUGGGAGAAGUUUAAAAAGGAUACUGGUAUUGAAAUUGAUUUAGACUUCAAUGAGAGACCAAAAGGCGAGGAUCCAAACCGAGUUAUUGAGCAAUUAGAACAAAUAGAGAGGGAGACUAUGGAACGCUUGAAUAACGAGAAUCCAGAUUUGAAUUUUACUCGCAACGUUUACAAGUUUUCGACGGAUCCUUCUAGAAUAUUCUCGAGUAACAUAAACGAUGUUGAAUUGUGGCGGGAUAUAGAAGACCUCGCAAUGCCAGAUACGCAAAAUGAUGUGGAUGACUUUUAUAUUGCGACUUCCGAGUAACAAACAUAUUUUUUGGUGGUGAUGAAUAAUAAAUACAUUAAUUUUGUUAUAAGUUGUUUGAAAUUUAAAUGACUGAAUUGAAAUGUCAUAUGGUAAUGGUAUUAUUCACGAAAUGAAAAAUCUAACAUGGUAGUGCGUAUCAAAGAAGGUAUAGCUUAAUAGCUCCCCUCCCACAAAUUUUAUGUAAACCUAAUAUUGGUCUAUCACCAUAUUACAUUUUGUCAAAAUUUGCCCAGUGUUUUUUACAUGAUUGACGCUUCACACAAACGACAAAGGUAUAAACAUUUUACCAACCAUUGUAUAGCAAUUACAAGAAGAAAUGGUCUGGUUCCUGUUUUAUUGUACAUUUUAGUUAAAAUAUAGUUAAGGAGUUUCAAUUUUGUUAUGUUCUUUCUCGACCGUCGCGCCAAAGGAGCGAGGAAUGCGAAUCAUUAUGAACCAAAAUAAAAAUCAUUUAGUCAAUUCUCGUUUUACUGCGUUUUCUCUUGUUAAAUAUAAUGCUUUGUUACAACUAGAGUUUUGUACUCAGAUAACAUUGAGCCUAUGUGUUAAUCCAGACUAUUAUCUAUUUGUGUAUCUCAUGCCAAUUAAAAGGAUUUUGCGUGAAAGGUAAUAAAACGUAAAGUUUGUAAUAUAAUUAGGAUAGUAGAAUCAUCUAUUCCUUCAUCUCCAAAAAAAUUAAUUCCGUAAAAUGAGGCUUAGGAAUUUUAGGUAUAUUAUAUUAUAAUAGCGGUCCUCUCCGGCGUAGUACAUAUAUAGCC